Cetraspora pellucida is the source of this 1200-nucleotide messenger RNA. The record is from the annotation of a GenBank genome assembly. Lineage: Eukaryota; Fungi; Glomeromycota; Glomeromycetes; Diversisporales; Gigasporaceae.
AUGGAAAAUAUAUACGUUGAUCCUAAUGUUAUUGAUGAAAAGGUAUGCUAUAAAGAAUGCCCUGUCUCAUCCGUCACCACAGUAAAGACGUCUGAAAAAGAGAAUUCAGAGAAACCAAAAGAACAGAAAGAUAUUCAAGUGACAGCUAAAAUAAGUGAAUCCGCUAACGCUAAUAACCAAAUCGGGGAUAAUCGUAAACUUGAAAGGAUCUACAUUAGUGGGAGUGGUAAACCGAAAGUCUUGCCAGUCAUUGUCGGGAGCGAAAAGGAUAAUAUUGAAUGUAUCAAGUUUGAUAUUGAAUCUGCAAAACGCAAAGAAGAAAUUGCUGAAAUUACUCCAGGCUGGUGCGAUUUUCCAUCUCUACUUGUAGUUAAAUGGAAAAUAAUGACUCCUCAUAAUAUUAUUCCUGGCGAUGAUGAUGUUAAUCAUAGUAUUAUUUACGGUGAUAAUUUUUUCAUGGGUGGAAAUGUUGUUUUCAGUGAUGGCAAUUCCCAUGUUGAAAAUGAUGAAUAUGAUUGUUCAAAAAAUUUAGAGAAUUCCAACGAUGAGGCGUUUAUGAAUUUUUCCAAUGAACAUGAUGAAGUCGAAAAAUUUUCAAGGUUGGAACUUUCUCAAAAAGUUGCUUGGGAGUUGGAUUCACAAUUUUGGAAUAGGGAAGAAUCUCCAUAUAGUUUCGAUCCUGAAGAUGAAAAAUUAGAAAGUGUGGACAGCAACGGUGAAUUGGAAUAUUUCAUAAAAUGGGAUGGUUGGGAUGAAAAAGAUAAUACGUGGGAAUUGUCAAAAAAUGUAUUUGCUCAAAAGUUAGUUAAUGAAUAUUGGAAUUCAUUAUCUAUUAAAAAAUCCGAUCAAAAACAAUUAAAAUCAAAAAAAUCAUACUCAUCAUCGACUGGCUUGGAUGAAAUAAAGAAAAGGUCUAAAAAACGAAAACCUAAAAAUAUUUCAAGCAGCGAUGAAGAGCGAUCCGAGAAAGUAGACAUUUCUAAGCCUAAAAAAAUAAAACAUAAAAAGCAGAGAGAAAAACAACCUAAACUUGAGUUGGAUGAUAUUGAACCGGAAACUUCUUCGGAUUGGGAACGUGAUAUUGGCGAUAUUGAAUCUGUAGAAAUAAAGGACGAGAGACUUGUAGUCUUUGUUGCAUGGAAUUCCGGAGUGAGAAGUAUGCAUUAUAUAGAGGAAGUGAACAAAAAGGCACCGCAAAAG